CUGUUCGAGUGUGUAGAAGGGUUCCUGUCAAUGGUCGACUCGCAUGAUUUGCUUGACGCUCGUGUCAUCAUCCUGUCGACGUUGGUAACAUCAACUGUUAUUGGAUCUAUGAAGCUAUACAAGAAGUUCCAGCCAAUAAGGUCGAUCCAUUCGAUACCAAAGGCAUAUUUCCACAACAAGACAUUGUACGGUUAUGUAACGAGGGUUGGUGAUGGAGAUAACUUCCACUUCUACCACACACCAGGCGGGAGAUGGCUUGGGUGGGGAACAAAGUACAGGCCACUGCCGAAGAAGCACUACAGAGGGAUUGGGACGCUGCCUAUAAGGCUCUGUGGUAUAGAUGCGCCUGAAAGGUCUCAUUUUGGCAAGCCAGCACAGUUGUUCAGCGAUGAGGCAUUGAUGUGGCUGAAGCUGAAGCUGCUACAUAAGAACGUGCGGAUGAAGCCUCUUUGUAUAGAUCAGUAUGAGCGUGUGGUUGGGCACGUUCAAGUUCGAGAAUGGCUCAUAUGGAGAGACGUUGGUAGGCAAAUGUUGAGAACGGGGUUGUGCUCUGUCUAUGAAGGCAGCCAGGUGGAGUUCGAUGGUAUGGAACGUGUAUAUAGGCAAGAGGAGAAGGAGUCGAAAAGAAAGAAAAGAGGAAUGUGGAGUGUGAAAACGUUGACUCCAAGAGAAUACAAGAGAAUUUAUAAUAAGCAUUGA
Molecule: messenger RNA, 699 nt
Organism: Williopsis jadinii
Lineage: Eukaryota; Fungi; Ascomycota; Saccharomycetes; Phaffomycetales; Wickerhamomycetaceae
Gene: LCL3
Product: Lcl3p
Exons: 1
Coding region: 31-699 (222 amino acids)
Cellular component (GO): cytoplasm; mitochondrion
Source: RefSeq, a predicted model, not a curated record